This is a messenger RNA of Miscanthus lutarioriparius, 744 nucleotides long. NCBI's taxonomy places the organism in Eukaryota, Viridiplantae, Streptophyta, Magnoliopsida, Poales, Poaceae. The record is from the annotation of a GenBank genome assembly.
AUGCGGGGGAUUCUGGCGCAGACUCAUGACUAUGAUGAGGCGCUGGAUAGUUUCGGAAAGAGGAAGGCCGAGUGGACUCCAGAAGAGAUCCGCAAGAAUCAGAAGGCGCUUGCCCUAAUUCAGUUGCAUCUUCAUAAUGAUAUUUUGCAGGAGUGUCUCGAAAGAGAAAAUCUGCUGCAGAACUAUGGUCAAACCGGAAUCGAUCUCAGUAUGUCCAAGGAUCUAACCAGUAAGAUGCAGAUGAAGAUGAAGCUGUUCACCCUGGAAGAUGAAGGAGGAGGAUUAGUGAUGAGCCACAUCGCUGAAUUCAAGAAGAUCGUCGCCGACCUAGUGUCGAUGGAGGUGAAGUAUGAUGAUGAGGACUUAGGUCUUUUUUAUCGCUAUGUUCUUUGCCAAAUUCAGUAUGCAAAUUUUCGUGACACCAUACUUUUGAGCCGUGAUGAACUAACCCUAAAGGAAGUUUAUGAGGCUCUCCAGUCUAGGGAGAAGAUGAGAGGCAUGGUGCAGAAUGACGGGACGUCGUCCUCCAAGGGCGAUGCUUUGCAUGUGAGAGGCAGAACUGAAAACAGAUCCUCCAAUGAUGGCAAUGAUGGAAGAAAGAACUACGAAAGGAGAGGCCGUUCAAAGUCCAAGCCGCAUGGUAAUAAAAAGUUCGUGUUUAUUGCAAGUCGACAAAUCAUAAUAUUGAGGAUUGCGAAAAAAGCUGAGAAUAAGGAGAAGAGGAAAAACAAGUCGGUUUGGUAA